AUGGCUGCGGAAUUUGGGUCCGUGGCCGAUGGCUCUGGACGAAAGGGGAAUGUGAAAUCUGAGGACAAUAGCAAUCAGGAAGACGAGGAAGACGAGGAAGACGAGGAGGGUGGAGAAAACACCGCGGGUGAGGGCCACAACCCCACCUCCGCAGGAUCACUCACUGCUCCGACGAGGCAGGAUCAAUCCAGUAGCGACCCAAUGCAAAAGAACAAUUGCAAUCCGUCCGGCACUGGCAGUGCUUCUGCUGCUCAGAUGCGUGCAAGUGGACCAGGGUCUUUGGGCGGAGGGCACGCUGCAGACACAACAUCCCCAGGCCCUGACGCAUCUCAGCAGGCAGCAGGUGAAGUGCACGCUGGUGGCGGGAGGACCUCCCAGGGCAGUCAGGCUUCGGAACAAACCGUCACGGGAGAGUCACAGGCGCCAGGGACGGCGAAGGAAACACCGCAAGGCGAUGAAGGAGAACCCGGAGCGCAACACGAAGACGACCAAAUCACAAAAAUGACGGUGAUGAAUUGUUGCGCAAAAACAGCGGUGGAACGGGAGAGCCGCCAGCGGGAUCGCAAGAUGCACCACGUCUCUGUAGUGGAGAGAAUGCUCAUUAUUAUUUUUUCCGUACUCUUACCGGCACGUCUAGCCAUACGAUGUCAUCUGGUUGCCGAGGAGGUGGUCGAGCAGCGAAAUGAGUUUCCUGCUGUGAAGCAACUGCCAUUGAGAGAACUUUCCGAGGCGAAGGUCCUGUGCAAUGCCCAGUCUUUGGCGCACAGCCAAGGUGCCUGGACAUUCUAG
Trypanosoma cruzi is the source of this 789-nucleotide messenger RNA. RefSeq lists its product as uncharacterized. NCBI's taxonomy places the organism in Eukaryota, Euglenozoa, Kinetoplastea, Trypanosomatida, Trypanosomatidae. The record is from RefSeq and is a predicted model, not a curated record. The transcript has a single exon. Bases 1 to 789 code for a protein of 262 amino acids.